This is a messenger RNA of Panicum virgatum (switchgrass), 1270 nucleotides long. RefSeq lists its product as uncharacterized. The record is from RefSeq and is a predicted model, not a curated record. The coding region runs from base 1 to 819 and encodes 272 amino acids. The transcript has 3 exons. NCBI's taxonomy places the organism in Eukaryota, Viridiplantae, Streptophyta, Magnoliopsida, Poales, Poaceae.
AUGGAUGGCGCCUUGCUUUCGAGCCCGCGCGCAUGCGCCCCGGCGUCCCGGCGGCGAGCGGCGGAGCAUCCUGUCCCGCGCCCCGACGAAACGGGCUGCGCGGGUCUGUUCCGCACGAGGGCGGCCGACUGUGGGGCGGUGCAGAGGUUUGAAAUUUUCUCCGGACUCGAUCAGGCCGACCAAACGAAGAACCAGCUGUCAGCCAAACUCUCCCCCGUCCGCCCUCUCCUCGCGCUCGCGCCACCUCUCCCCCGCGCCGCCGCGCCCGCACCCUGCCCUCCGCGGCUGCUCCAGCUCCUGCGGCGGCGCCUGCCGAUCUGCCUCUGCGCGCGCGCCGCGGAGGCGAGCUUGGCGGCGUCGCGCCUGCGCACGGGAGGCGCUGCGGACGAGGAAGCCGUCGAGCAGGCUGUCGUCGGCGCAGGCGGCGCGGAGGAGCGCGGCCUGCGCGAGCGGGAGGUGCAGCAGCUCGUCGAGCACGCAGAGGAGCGCCCGGACGUGGGCCAGCGACAGCGGGUUCGCCGCUCCUGCAGCUUCCCAAGGGCCGCCGGAGACCUCCCUCCCGCACCCGCGGCGAGUUCGUGCCGCGCCGGCCGCCUCUCCCCCGCGCCGCUGGGUCCUCCGGUGCCGCCGCCGCCAGCGAAGGCUGCUGCCGAGAGGGGCCUCCCUGAAGUCCUCAAGUUCUCCGACGGCGACACGGCGCAGCGCUUGCGGAUCUUGGUGGCGGCGGCGGAAGCUCCUCCUGUCACGGUCAGCUCAGCGGCGGCUUCCCUCAGCAUCGCCGUCCUGGAUUCAGACACCAGCCGACCUUGUCGCUGCUAGACCUGUGCGAGAAGGAAGGCAUCUGAGCUGUUGGGGAGGUGGUUGCUUUGAGCUUCAAGGAAGCUCAAGCUGCUGGUGGUUUCAUUUUCCCUACCUGAAAGGAUGGAGAAGACCUGGUACUUGGAAGGCCCCUGGAAAAAAGCAGGCUGCAAGAAGGCUGCCUGAGCAUCCAAACUGAUGUGAUUACUUCUGUAAAAUGAAACCAGCAUUGCCUGAGCAUCCAAACUAAUGCUGUAUUUGCUUGACAAUUGAUUUUAGUUGUACUGUUAAGUUGUACUGUAUUAUUAGUGUUGUGAAAAUAAUCUUGCAGUCCCUUAUGUACUGAACCUGAAAGAUGUGCAACAUGACAAUUAUCAGGUCAACCUGUCAUUCAGAACACAGACAGCUUAUGUACUGAAAUCUGAGUUCCUUUUCAUUCUGGAGGAAAGAAGAUAAUGUUGUUUCUUGUUUU